GUUAUUUAUGGGUCACUGAGUAGUAAACACUAAGUGUUUUGUUUUUAGUUUUUUUUUUUUGGCGAAACAAUUGAAUGAAUUGAUUGAUUGAAACGUAUCUUCAUUUAAGACAAAGAAUAUCUCACUUUAACUGAACGGAUCUAUUGUUGACCAAUUGGUUGGACCAACUAUGACAUCGGCGGCGACGGCCAUCAACGACAGCCUAAACGACAACUGGAACCGAUUGGCCAACAGUUUGCUGGCGUUUGAGACCAUCGAUUGUCGGGAUAGACAAGAGUCGCGUACAGAUUUGGCAAAUGCCGUCAAAUGUCUGUCGGAUCGGCAAUUCUUUUCGGUACUCAUCGACUGGUACUACGAUCUGUUCAAUACGUUUAUCACCGAUGAAUUGGUGCCACAAUUUUGGCAAAACUUUCGCUUACCGCCAGAUCCCGAGUCCACUACUAAUACUACUACUAUCACUAGUUUGCCACACAAUAUACUAUUCGAGGCCAUCGAUGAACUCUAUCGGCAGUCGACCAAAUGGAUCAACAAUCAGAUAUUGAAUUUGGUUUACGAGUUAAGCCAACCGACAGAAACGGUCGACCAGUUGCCGAAAUUGCAGACCCGUAUGAAAAAUCAAUUACGAUCGAUACUGAUGGCCGAAAUUCCCAUCAAUUUCAAUGAAUAUCUAAUGAAAACCUAUUCGCUAGCCUUUUCGGUAAAUCAGUUCCAGAAGAAUAAGCAACGUAUGAACAACAACACUAGCCAUGAGUUGUCGUUGUUGUCUUCGACUAACGAUUCUAUUGAAAUGGAUGACACAAACACUGAUAACCAUCACAACAACAACAACAACAAAUGCUUUGGUUGUCAUCAAAUCCAGUGUUUAUGUCAGCAAAUUGCCGAUAAUUUUAUCCGAUUUAAUCACCAAUUAAGUGAACUAUCUUUGAUUGAAGUACUAUCUGGUGAUGCCAUCACAUCCGUAAUGCAUUCAUGUAUUGAAAAACAUAUUUACCAAAGUUGUAAAGAUAACUUUGAAGUCUCUUGUAUUUGUAAUCUAAAGAAAUGGAUUGACAAUACAGUAAUCAAUUGGAUCCGAUUUGUCUGUAACGAUCUGAAUGGUUCGCAAUUGGCUAAUCUUGAAGAACGAUUGACACAUUUUCUCUAUGAAACCUAUGCUGCCUGUCGUAUGGAUCAGAUAUUCGACAUAACUAUCCAAAUGUUUCCCGAAUCUGAACCAUCGCUGAUUGAUUUGCGUGAAUGUCUGGAAAAAUGUGCAAAUUUUCGACCGAAAUUGAUUCGGAGAUUGAAAGAGUCGCUAGAGUCUCGACUAUUACAUCCCGGUGUCAGUACUACCGAUAUUAUCGAAGCAUACAUAUCGACCAUCAAAGCCUUGCGAGUGGUCGACCCGACAGAUGUUAUACUGCAGUUGGUUUGCGAACCGGUUCGCAAAUAUCUGAAAUCCAGAGACGAUACGGUUCGCUGUAUAAUAACAGCACUGACUGACGAAUCGUCGUCUGAAUUGACGCCAGAGUUUGUCAAAGGAAAUAUCGAUCGAACUGAUGAUACAAACGGUGGUCAGAAUGGCAACGGUGGCGGCGAUGACGACAAUAUAGGUGACAAUUGGCAACAAUGGGUACCGAUCAAUGAUCCGAUUGACUCGACACAACAUCAACUACAACAACAACAGCAACAACAAGAAUCGAACGGCUCGUCGGCAGCGGCGGCGGCGGUCAGCAAAUCGUUGCGUAACUCAGAUAUUGUUAGCAUUUUGGUUAAUAUUUACGAAUCAAAAGAUCUGUUUGUCGAAGAAUAUCAACGACUUCUGGCGCAACGUUUGUUGACUAACUUUGAUUGUAAUGUUGAACACGAACGACGAAAUCUGGAACUAUUGACACUAAGAUUUGGCGAAUCAGAUCUUCACGCCUGCGAAGUAAUGCUUAAAGAUGUUAAAGAAUCGGAACGUAUUAAUCAACGAAUAAAUUCCGGAGAAAUAUCUGAACAUCAUUUCAAUCGUUUUCCAAUUAAUUCGUUGAUAUUGUCGGCACAGUUUUGGCCGGAAAAGUUAGGACUCGGAGGCGGCGGCGGCGACGAUCUGAAUGGUCUGAAAUUGCCGCCCGACGUACAAUCGGCUACCGAAUGCUAUACCCGUGCGUUCGAGACUAUCAAAGGUUCCCGAACACUGAACUGGUUGUCGCACUUGGGUUUAGUCCGAUUGGAACUGAGUUUUUCGGGCGGAAAAACUCUUCACUUUGCUGUACCACCGAUUCAGGCGACAAUUAUCUGGCAUUUUGCUGGCGAUCGUACCGAAUGGUCAAUCAGCGAACUAUCGGAAGCCAUGUCUAUUCCGCCAUCGAUUCUACGCCGACGUAUAACUCUGUGGCAAAACAAAGGUAUACUCAAAGAGACAACAACUGAUCGGUUCGUACUCGUCGAAGACGAUCGUAUAGUAGCAUCCAAUCCGUCGGCAACUGUCGGACCAGCUGUCGGUGGCGGCAGUCAUGAUCUGUCAACACAUAUGAAUAUGGAGAACGACUUCGACGAUGACCUAACCGAUGAUCGACUACAGGGAUCAGCUGUCGACGAAAGAGAGGAAAAGUUGAACGUCUACUGGAGUUUUGUACUAAAUAUGUUGCAAAACUUGAACUCAUUGACCAUCGAAAGGAUACAUCAGAUGUUGCAGAUGUUUGCCAUUCAGCCGAACGAUUCGCACGAACUAACGGCUCACGAGUUGCGACACUUUCUCGACUCUAAAGUCAGAGAACAUAAGCUCGUCUAUAGUAAUGGUCAGUACAGACUCAGUGAUACCAACUAAUGGAUGGGGGAUGGGAUGGGAUGACAUACCUGUGCCGCCCACACACACACAACACAUCCCACAAGU
Oppia nitens is the source of this 2857-nucleotide messenger RNA. It is a transcript of the gene morula, whose product is annotated as anaphase-promoting complex subunit 2-like. Gene Ontology annotation, cellular component: anaphase-promoting complex. Gene Ontology annotation, biological process: ubiquitin-dependent protein catabolic process. The coding region runs from base 170 to 2791 and encodes 873 amino acids. The record is from RefSeq and is a predicted model, not a curated record. The transcript has 3 exons. NCBI's taxonomy places the organism in Eukaryota, Metazoa, Arthropoda, Arachnida, Sarcoptiformes, Oppiidae. Gene Ontology annotation, molecular function: ubiquitin protein ligase binding.